Molecule: messenger RNA, 1496 nt
Organism: Manduca sexta (tobacco hornworm)
Lineage: Eukaryota; Metazoa; Arthropoda; Insecta; Lepidoptera; Sphingidae
Product: facilitated trehalose transporter Tret1
Biological process (GO): transmembrane transport
Cellular component (GO): membrane
Molecular function (GO): transmembrane transporter activity
Source: RefSeq, a predicted model, not a curated record
UUUAAAGAUGAUCAUCAAUAUUUCCAGGUACCAGAGACUCCAAUAUGGCUGCUAUCUAAGGGUCGUCAGAAAGACGCUCUGCAUUCCCUCUGUCGCCUUCGAGGCUGGGCGAAACCCGAAGACGUCCAAGAGGAGUUUGAUCAACUUCUUCAAUACAAUGACGUAAUCCAACAAUGUGUUAUUUGCACCAAAGAAGACAGAUUAUCCGUAGAAGAUUGCGAACACAAAAACGCGAAUGUGUUCAGAAGAAUCAUGUUCAAAUUCAAGCAUGUGCUAUUAGUUAAGGAAACGAUGCGACCUUUUACUUUAGUGAUGGCAUAUUUCCUAUUCCACACGAUGAGUGGAUUGCUACCAGUGAGACCGAACAUGGUCAAUAUUUGUAAAGCUUUAGGAAUGAAGUACGACUCCAAAACUAUUGUGGUCCUAGUUGGAGCAGUAUUCAUACUCAUGAGCCUCUUAUCAGCAGUAAUAGUGAAGACGAUAGGAAAGAGGAAGUUAAUCCUCGGUUCUCUAUUCGCCACUGCUUUAUGCAGCCUCGGUCUUAGCAUUUACGCGAGAACGAGCAUAUCACCCGACGUGUUUUCAUACGAAUCGAUCACGUUUACUGAAAAGAAAGAAAUACUUCCACUGUUCUUGUUUAUGGCACUGGUGUGCUUCACUAGUCUUGGGAUACCAUGGAUACUGCUGUCCGAAGUGUUUCCUUUUAGGAGCCGCGGAGUCGCCACGGGUACUGCAGCAGCUCUUUGUUAUACUAUUUUAUUUCUAGCAUCUAAAACGAAUUAUAAUUUAGAAGCUACUUUUCAUCUCAGCGGUGUUUUUGCUAUUUAUGCUACUUUUGCCUUUGUCGGCACGAUUUACCUUUUUUUCUUGCCUGAAACUGAAAAUAAAACUUUGGUGGAAAUAGAAUCAUACUAUAAAGGUGAAACAAAGAUAUUUGCUGACGAUUUCUUUAUUAACGCCUUUAGAAAGAAACAGAGCAAAUUAAGCGAAGCGAGCAAACCAAUGCUAGUCAAGUAAUUUAUUGACUAUUCACAGGGAUGGUAGAGUUAUCAUCAGUUAGCGAUCGUAAAGGCUUGCCGAUACGAUUAUAAGCAUAUUAAUUAUCAAAAUUAAGACCCAAUUGAUAAUGAAUUGUACUUGCAGGAGUUUUCGAUCGCUAACUUUGUGAAGACUACUUCCCCGGAUGAAAAUAUGAGAUUUUUUACUGUACUGUGUACAGAGCACCAAAUGUGCUAAUAAAUGAUAUUGUACAUACUAUUCUAAGCUUUAAGUUAACCUUAUAAAGGCAUAAUAAUAAACAGGGAAAUUACGAAUUGUAACAUUAGCCAAUUACUUGACAAAAAUAUUUUAAGAAAAGAAUUAGGGUUUUCAAAUUUUGUUUAUGAUGUUUAUACUUAGGUGUGAUUGUAAGGCGUUUUAGUGCCUAACAUCAUACUGCCAAUAAAAUUGUGUUCGUAAUAAUUUACUGUUUAUUAGAAUAAAAUUGUUAUAAUUUU